AUGAGGUCCCGUUUCCCACUGGAAUCCGCGACAACAAGCGUGACUUCCCCUCUGCAAUAUCACGAUCGAGAACCUUUGGCUUCCAAAUCUACCAACUACCACACCUCGCCUGCUGUCAAAUCUAUGCUUCUGGAACCAAAAGACGUCCAAGGAAACAACUGGCAGUUCAAAGUCACCGUCCAAGCUGAACAAAUGCCUCCGACAGCAAAAUCAACCACAAGAACACAACUCAUCUCGUUAAACGAUACCGAGAACACUCAAGUCCCGGAUCUUUGUCCCGUCUCUCAGCUUGGUGACCACGCUUCAACCGAUUAUUCUUUAUCAGAAAUCGACUUUCACGGACCCGAAGACCGUCCGCAAUCUGGCCAUCAUCCCGCAGCUAUUGACUCCUUGUCGCCCGAGCCAGUGCGGCCUCUUGUGUCUCGCAGGACCCCCGUGAGCGCGCGUCUUGGUUCUUCCAGGAAUCAAUUUGGUAGCAGUAUCAGAUCUGCAAAGCAUCGCGUAGAACCUGAAGUCACAGAUGGGCCGCAAUUUGAACAAGACGACGAGGCAGAUGCCGCGCUCGGCGCUUGUGCUCCUGGCGAUGCAACAAUGCUUGAGAGCGAAGAGUUCAGUAUGAUAUCUGUCGACUCUUUGCCGAGCCGAGUCGCCGGUCACUCUUCGCCUUCGCAGGCACUUCAAUCUACCGAAGGCGAGGCUUCCGUCAAUCGUUCAUACAUGCCUUCGUCUCCUCCAGCCUUCAUUGCCAACAGAGCGACACCUGUGCCCGAAGAUUCGACUCCAGAGAACCCUAAGGCCCCACAACCAUCGCAAAGCCAUGAUAUUGAUAUCUCGACACCUUUGAGGGAGAGUGCACGCAAGUCUGGAAGAGCCUUACAAGAUGCACUGAACGGACCAUUUCGCGAAUCUGUUUCAAGAGAGCUACCAUCCACUCGUGAAUCCAUCUUCAACGGCUUCAGCUCUGGUACUAGACGCCAGCUACAACAAAGUCUUCGCGCCGGACAGAGCUUGGCUUCUCCAUCAGCUAUGCAAAACGUGCCAAGGCUCGCACCUAACACCAACGCAUUGCCCAACUAUCUAUCUCCCUUCCAUAGCCCAGUGCGACAGCAGGAGACUUUCGACUCGCUCCCUGCCCGUAUGCUCACCCCUAACACAGAUGACCGCUCACAUUCUUCAGCGAGCAUCCAAGCUCAAAGCACCGUCGAGUAUCCUGAACUCGCUCAGGAGUCCCGAAGAACCAGCCAAGCUGGUGAGGAGCCCGAGAUGAGUUAUAUCGAUGUUCAAAGAGCAUCAGCUAGCCACAUGCAAAGCCCACCUCGCUCUUCACCAGCAUCUGAGCAUAACGCGGCUGAGCAGCUUCAUGACAACAUCAUCGAGCCAGAAGCAGAAGAAGAUGGAGACGAUGAUAAAGACAUUUGGCAAGAGGAGGCGAGCCGUUCUUUGAUCGAUGAGCAGGGCUCUCCUGAACAGCCCGAUCUGUUUCUGGAUAACCUCGUUGUGAAACCUCGGAGAAGCAAGCUACCUGGUACUCUGCGUCGCACAUCAGGGGCAAGUUCUGCGUAUAGUGACCCUCCUGCACCGCAAGGACGCCAGAACCGCAAAGUCAGUGCCUCUACCAUGGGCUCCAGAAAGAGUAGUGGCGUUAUGACACCACCAUCAUCAGACGAUGGCAGUGUUGUCAUUGUCGGGAGAUCGAGCGAACAACUUGACUCUCCAGCGAAGGUUGCAGCAGAUGAAGAUCUCAGUCAGUCUGAGUCUGGUGAUGACACCGGGAUGUUUUUCCAGUCAAAUCUUCCGUCUAUAUACAACGGAAAGGCAAGAAAGCCUGUCGCAGACUCAGCGAAGAGCAGUUUCGCGCCCAGUAGCCCACUCAGAAACACUUUCCUUGAGAUCAGCCCAGAGAAAAACAUCCAGAAUUCUCAGAGCAGCGCCAACCAGAAUUUAUCGGCUGGGCCUUCGCCUCUUCGUCGGAGCCUGGUCAAUUCUAGCAACUUCAACGACAGUCAAAUAAGACGGCGAGAGGAUAAAAUUGAUACCUCGGAAACACAGACAGACUCCAGUCUGGCUUCUGAUGCUCAACAGAUACAACGAGAGAUGAGGGGGAAAUCCAGUAGAGCUGCAAGCACUAUCUCAAGUCUUACCUCCGGAAGCCAAGCAAGAGGGUCGAGGGGACCGGCAAGCGCCAACACAAUUGACCUCACCAUCAGCGACUCUUCUGAACAAGAUGUCUCGACGAUAUCUUCUAGGUCAAGGAGCUACCAGGAAGAGCUGAAUCUCGAUUCGCCAAUGCGUGUCAAGGUCAACUUCAAUGAUGAUACUGGAAACUCGACACUCUUGGAGCCCAAACGACAGUAUCCACCUCUGUUUGACAAUGUCCCAACAUUGACGAAACCCACCAAAGAUUCACCUGGAGACUCACAGCCCAAAUCACCAUUGCUCAAACUAACAGAAUCCUUCUGGGAAGCUGUGACUAAGCCUCCGGUUUACGCAUCCCCAGAGCGAAAGCCUGCUGUCAUGCUGGAGUCGGCACCUGUUGCUACCGUGCCUGAUCACGUCUUACGCCUGCGCCGUAAAUAUGGUCUUUUGCCUGAUACUCAUCCUUUCAUAUACGCACACAUUCGUACACUCCAUCGUAUGCUGAACUCCACACGCUCUCGAUCUGGCAGCAGUAUCGUACCUCGUAGCGGGCCUCUAGGACAUGGUCUAUCACGCCUACUUGGCAAAUCGAGGACCAACGAACUGGAUCAGCGAUUCGUGUGGACCCAGACACAUCUUCACGUUGUCGACUCCUUCAUGUCUCUACUUCUACCACAAGAAGAGCGUGAUCGCCUGCAACAUCGCGGUCGCGACUCCAAAGGCAGAUAUGGCGACGAAGUGGUGUUCAAUGGUGUCAAGGAUGUACUUGCUGAUAUCAAGAGAGUUGCUGAGAUGUUGGCUCGUGCUGAGAGAAUGGAGAUAUAA
Aureobasidium melanogenum CBS 110374 is the source of this 2961-nucleotide messenger RNA. RefSeq lists its product as uncharacterized. The record is from RefSeq and is a predicted model, not a curated record. Bases 1 to 2961 code for a protein of 986 amino acids. NCBI's taxonomy places the organism in Eukaryota, Fungi, Ascomycota, Dothideomycetes, Dothideales, Saccotheciaceae. The transcript has 4 exons.